AUGUCUCUCUCUAUUGUUUUGUUCGUUGUUUGUACUCCCAUACCUUUCUAUCUCUUCAAGAGAUAUCGCCCUAGCUGGUGUCGAUGUCGCUGCUGCGAAAGAGCGGACCCGCCACCCAAAACCCAAGAGGACUGGGAUCUUGAGAAACUCGAUUGUUACGCUGGCGUUGGCAAGCUGAAGUGGUGGUUCGCGGUGAAGAAGAAACGCCCCGCUGGCGGAGAGUUUAUCUGUGCCUUCUGCCUCGAUCCCGUUCUUGAUCGUCAGCUGGUCCGCAAGAUCAGAUGCCGUCACGUCUUUCAUAAAGAACGCCUUGAGACUUGGUAUUUGAAGAAGAAGCACCAGUGUCCGACUUGUCAGAGGUAUUUCAUUUGGUACCGGUUUCCGUUGGAUGGGUUAUUCGUUUGA
Molecule: messenger RNA, 405 nt
Organism: Aspergillus wentii DTO 134E9
Lineage: Eukaryota; Fungi; Ascomycota; Eurotiomycetes; Eurotiales; Aspergillaceae
Product: putative RING finger domain protein
Exons: 3
Coding region: 1-405 (134 amino acids)
Source: RefSeq, a predicted model, not a curated record